Molecule: messenger RNA, 613 nt
Organism: Bombus terrestris (buff-tailed bumblebee)
Lineage: Eukaryota; Metazoa; Arthropoda; Insecta; Hymenoptera; Apidae
Exons: 1
Coding region: 81-548 (155 amino acids)
Biological process (GO): sensory perception of smell; detection of chemical stimulus involved in sensory perception of smell
Cellular component (GO): plasma membrane
Molecular function (GO): odorant binding; olfactory receptor activity
Source: RefSeq, a predicted model, not a curated record
AAAUAUGUGACGAUAUUCACAAAUGUAAUAUACAUAUAACAAUUAAUAUCUCUUUAGCCCUAACACUAUUACUCAGCCAAAUGUUCGACGACUGGACCGAGCCAAUCGCAAAUCAAGAUCGUCAAAUGAUGUUAAAGAAUGCGAGAAUUAGUCGAAUGAUAUCCAUAGUCUGUUCCACUCUAACGUAUCUCAUGCUUUUCGCUUUUAUAUCGCUGCAAAUUUGGAGUAAUAUGCAAAGUGCGUCAGAAGCCGAUCUAGGAGGACUCCUUCAUCCAGCCACGUUCCCUUACGACACAAGCAAAAGUCCAAAUUUCGAGAUCACAUGGCUAGGACAGUUUAUGGGCACAGUGUUAACCGCAAUAUGCUAUUCUUGCUUCGACACGUUCCUUGCGGUUGUUGUGUUACACUUGUGCGGUCAAUUAACUGUUGUUAGAAUGGCUCUCAAGGAUCUAGCUAACACGAUGAAGAAGGAUAAUAAUUACGAAAGAUUCCAUGAACGACUAGGAUUCAUUGUGAACAGGCACAAUCUGUUAUCUAGGUUGGUAUAAACAAUUUCAUAGUGAACUAAAAAUGUUUAUUGAAAUGUUUAUUAGAAUGGGUCUUAAAGGAAGGU